This is a messenger RNA of Humulus lupulus (European hop), 951 nucleotides long. Its product is annotated as probable plastidic glucose transporter 1. The coding region runs from base 1 to 921 and encodes 306 amino acids. Lineage: Eukaryota; Viridiplantae; Streptophyta; Magnoliopsida; Rosales; Cannabaceae. The transcript is spliced from 6 exons. Gene Ontology annotation, cellular component: membrane. Gene Ontology annotation, biological process: transmembrane transport; carbohydrate transport. Gene Ontology annotation, molecular function: GTPase activity; carbohydrate:proton symporter activity; GTP binding. The record is from RefSeq and is a predicted model, not a curated record.
AUGGGGGCGUACAGAAUAGACGAUGAUUAUGAUUAUUUGUUCAAGGUGGUGUUGAUCGGAGACUCUGGGGUUGGGAAAUCGAACCUGCUGUCGAGAUUUACCAGGAACGAGUUUAGCCUCGAAUCCAAAUCCACCAUCGGUGUUGAGUUUGCCACUAGGAGUAUUCGAGUCGAUGAUAAGGUGGUCAAGGCCCAAAUUUGGGACACUGCUGGACAAGAAAGUGUUGAUUUUGUUAUAUGCAAUUAUGAAAUGAUAAUGCUGGUUAGUAACAUUAGAAAACAUGUUUCGGGUUCAACCUUUUUUGUUAGCGUUGGUGCAGCACUUUUCUUGUUUCAACAGUUGGCUGGGAUCAAUGCUGUUGUAUACUAUUCAACUUCUGUAUUCCGUAGUGCGGGGAUUGCCUCUGAUGUUGCAGCAAGUGCUCUUGUUGGAGCCACAAAUGUCUUUGGCACAGCUGUUGCAUCAUCCUUGAUGGAUAGACAAGGAAGAAAGAGUCUUCUAAUCACAAGCUUUGGUGGAAUGGCUGCCUCUAUGAUGCUGCUUUCUCUGUCCUUUACUUGGAAGGUUCUGGCACCAUAUUCUGGCCCCCUUGCUGUUCUUGGGACUGCUCUCUAUGUCUUGUCGUUUUCACUUGGUGCUGGUCCUGUGCCUGCUCUUCUUCUACCAGAGAUAUUUGCUUCAAGAAUCAGAGCAAAAGUAGUUGCUUUGUCAUUAGGAAUGCAUUGGGUGAGUGACUUUUUGUUCUGUUUUUUAUGUUAUGCACCAGUGUUUUCGUACCUAUAUAAUCAAAUUUCUUUGAACUUGUGUACUUUCCACUUGAUGAAUAAUUCAGAGAAUGCUUUCCUUAGCUGUACUAUAUUCAAGGCAAGGGAAAAAAAUGAAAUAUAUAUAGAUAAAAAGAAAAUAAUGCCUAAAAGGUGAACUAUUAUUUUUCUCAUCAUAUAGUUUUGA